GAGCCCUACCAAACAGGCAGUAAGAAAAGUAACUUGGGAUUCCCUUCCCAGUUAGAGAAGGAGAAGUCUCCACCCCAUUUCCUUUUAUAUUUCACAAACACUUCGGCCUCUCUUCAUGGCAUCAUCUUCUUCCCUGUUCUUUUACAGAAACUUCUCCACUUAUAAUUGCAUUUACUUUCUUCUGAUCCUAAUUUUCUCAGUAUCUACCAAGCACGCCCUCGGAUGUUACACAUCCAUCUUCAGCUUCGGCGACUCACUCGCCGAUACUGGAAACUUGCUUCACAUCUCAGAUUCAUCCAUUCGGCCUCCCCACUUCGCCUUACCACCCUAUGGUGAAACCUACUUUCAUCGCCCCACCGGCCGUUGCUCUGACGGCCGUUUCAUCAUCGACUUCAUCGCUCAAGAUCUUGGUCUUCCCUUAGUGCCCCCAUAUUUCAGGGGUCAAAAUGAAAGUGCCAAGAAUUUCAAAGGGGGUGUGAAUUUUGCGGUAGUGGGUGCAACAGCGCUAGAUAAUGAGUUUUUUGAGGAAAGAGGAAUUCACAAUCCCUUCACAAACACCUCUUUGUGAGAUCAAAUGGGUUGGUUUAAGGAAAUGUUGCCGUCCCUUUGCCACUCUCCUUUAAAUUGCAAGCAACUCCUGCGCAGUUCUUUGAUUCUCAUGGGGGAAAUAGGAGGCAACGAUUACAACCAUGCAUUUGAAUCAGGACGAAGCAUACAAGAGAUUCGAUCCUACGUACCUCUAGUUGUUAAUGUCAUUUCUUCGGCCAUCGAUAUGAUGUAUUUUACAAUUAAUUUCCAAAAAAAUGGGGGGAUGCAGGAGAUAAUCGAGCUUGGGGCGACGACACUCAUGGUUCCCGGGAAUCUGCCUACUGGAUGUGUACCGUUUUAUUUAACCACUUAUAUGAGCUCAAUUGAGGAAGACUAUGAUUGUGAAACAGGGUGCCUUAUCUGGUUGAAUGAGUUUGCGGAGUACCACAACGAAAUGCUUCAGAUAGAACUAAAUCGAAUACAAGAACGCCAUCCUCAUACCACCAUCAUCUAUGCGGACUAUUACAAUGCAGCAAUGCGUGUCUAUCAUUCUCCUUCCGAAUAUGGAUUUAGUGGAGCCAGAGUUCUCGAGGCAUGUUGUGGAGCGAAAGAAGGUCUGCACGAUUUCAACGCAACUGUGGAAUGUGGGUAUCCACCAUCAAGACCUUGUGAUGACCCUUCUUCAUAUGCGAAUUGGGAUGGUAUACACUUAACAGAGGCAGCAUACAGGUGGAUUUCUACAGGCUUAUUGGAAGGACCUUACACUAUUCCUCCCAUCGAUACCUCGUGCAUUUCCUCUCCUGUAACCACUGUAUCUUUGAAGUAGAUUGGACAAUCAUGAUCUCUUGUACUUGUCGGCCGUUCCUAUUUUGAAGCAAAUCUUAUGCUUGUAUC
Molecule: messenger RNA, 1422 nt
Organism: Rhododendron vialii
Lineage: Eukaryota; Viridiplantae; Streptophyta; Magnoliopsida; Ericales; Ericaceae
Product: GDSL esterase/lipase At1g28570-like
Exons: 5
Coding region: 575-1354 (259 amino acids)
Molecular function (GO): hydrolase activity, acting on ester bonds
Source: RefSeq, a predicted model, not a curated record